Messenger RNA from Malurus melanocephalus (red-backed fairy wren), 4345 nucleotides. RefSeq names its product TAR (HIV-1) RNA binding protein 1 (gene TARBP1). Gene Ontology annotation, biological process: tRNA methylation. Bases 307 to 4143 code for a protein of 1278 amino acids. The record is from RefSeq and is a predicted model, not a curated record. The transcript has 30 exons. NCBI's taxonomy places the organism in Eukaryota, Metazoa, Chordata, Aves, Passeriformes, Maluridae. Gene Ontology annotation, molecular function: RNA binding; tRNA (guanine) methyltransferase activity.
GCGCUGCUGGCCCUGAGCGCCCUGGCGGACGAGCUGCUGCCGCGGGGCCCGGCCGGGUCGGGAUCGGGGCUGGACGCGCGGCUGUGCCCGGGGUUCUGGCGGCUGGUGCAGGAGGGCCUGACGGAGCGGGACGGGCUGUGCCGCAAGCGGGCCCGCUAUCUGCURAAGCGAGCGCUGGACCUGAGCGGCUGCCAGCGCCCUGAGCUUCGCUGCCCCCCGGACGGCGGACACGAAUCGAGUCUGUUUUGGUGGUCUGCGGACAAGAAUGAGCAACUCCUACAGUUUUGGGAAACUUACAUUUUGAUAAUGGAAACUUUGGAGGGAAACCAGAUCCAUGUCAUAAAGCCAGUAUUACCAAAACUGAACAGCUUAUAUGAGCUUGCCAUAUCAGGAGAUAAAGGUUCUUGGCUGUUUCACCCAUCUUGGCAUAUGUGCAUUUAUAAAAGAAUGUUUGAGAGUGAGAAUAAAACAUUGAUGAAGGAAGGCAUUCUUCAUUUUCUGGAGCUUUAUGAAACAAAGCAUCUUCCAAAUUCACUUGGUUUCUCAGAGUUUGUUAUUGGACCACUCAUGGAUGCCCUCUCAGAAAGUUCCCUCUACAGCAGGACACCAGGUCAAUUAAUAGGAGCCUGUCCACCUUUGGGAAUGAGGUUACAGAAGUUUUUGGCUACUUAUUUCACUCUUCUUCCAGAAGAAGAAAAAGGUAGCUUCCUGUUAAAAUUUAUUCAGAAGAUGACGAAUAGGCAUUGGUGUGCUGUUCCCAUUUUGUUUCUUUCUAUGGCUUUGGCAUCUAUCCCUGCAUGUAAAGUACUUGGUGCUGAAGGACUUCAUGCUUUAAGAGAUGUCCUCCAGUGUACUAUGAUUACACAUCAGAUUUUGUUGCGUGGAGCUGCUCAGUGCUAUCUUCUUCAAACAACUAUGCAUUUGACAGAUGUGGAGAAAGUGUCCUUCCCAGAAGUUUCAAGCUUUCUUCUGUCCCUUAGACCAGAGGAGUCCCUGAGGAGAGAUACUYUGUUAUGGACAGAGCUUUGCAGUUGGUUGCAAGUGAACGACAGGUGCUUCAGGAAGUCUGUAACUGCGGAUUUUAAACAUCAAGAGACAUCAUCAUUGUGUCAAUAUGUGCACAGCCUUGUGGGAGAGUACCUUAAGGCACCAGCAUCUGAAAGAGAAAAUUGCUUUAUGCCUGACUGGUUUGAAGCUAAGCUUGUSUCAACAAUGAUUCUGUUGGCUGCUGACGUGGAGCAGAUGAAGAAUAAAUACAGUGGAAAAAGCAACAUAGAAUGGAUUGAACUAGAGGCUUUCUUGAACCCUCUUCUGGAUGUCUUGAUGAAACUUGGCAGUAAUGCUUACAUACCAACACUGAAAACAGAUAAAAGCCUACAGCUUCUCUUGAAGUUAUUGCAGACCCGUUCGUUAAAAUGUUCCAAUACACAAGAUGAUGAAGUACUGCUUUUUAUCUGGAAAUCUCUYGUGACACCUGUGGAGAGUGUUCUUGAAUUUGUUCUCAGACGGCUCACUACCAAUGAGUUAAGCACUGUUGGUGAYCUGGAUCGUUGUGAUCUGUACUUGGCUUUAAUUCCAGAGAUUGUGAAUUUGUGCUUGAAAAUCAACCAGAAGAAAAUGCCAUCGAUCAAGAAUUUUCUUUCAUCUCUGAUAAAUGCAUCUAUUCGUAAUCUUCAGGAGAGARAUUCUGAAAAGGAGCCGAAGGUUAAAGAACAAAUUAGGAAAGUAGCCAGCAUGGCUUCACUUGCAGCUGUGUGUGAGAUCAUGGAUGGGAAGCUGGAAGUGCACUUGGAAUCUCUGCCUUCAGUGGAUGCCCUGAAGAAAUUAAUUUCCUUUUCUCAAUUCAACGAAGUAUUAAAGAAGCCAUCUUACACUGAAGAAAAAAAAAGCUUAGGUGAAGAAACGACRUCACGAGGAUGGGGGAAAAUUGUUGCACGCUAUGUUCAUGACCAGUGGAUUUGCCUUCGUUUUGUUUUAAAUUUAUUUCCAACCCUGGCUCAAGGGUAUGAAGAAACUUCAGAUGUGUCAUUAUCCACAGCUGAAAGGUCUAAAAAAAUUCUACAGUCUGCAUUAGAAGCCCUAACUAUUCUUCCUUCAGAUCAAGUUUUACCUGUGUUCAACUGCAUGAAAGUUCUUGUUCCCAAGCUUCUGGACUCAUCAGAGUCUCUUUGCAUAGAAGCAUUUGAUUUGGUUUGGAAAAUUAUAUCCUCUUUGAGCAACACRCAGCUAAUAUUUUGGGCCAAUCUGAAAGCUUUUGUCCAGUUCAUCUUUGAUACUGAGGUUCUAGCUAUUGCUGCAAGUGCAAAGGGUCAAGCAUAUGCCAAAAUAAAAGAGAUCAUUUUCAAGCUCAUAGAUCUGUCCACUACAAAGACUGGAGUCUUCAAUGUAGUCCUUAGUCACUGCUGUCAGUCUUGGCUAUUUCCCACUGUUGAUGAGAGAAGUGCCUUGACAAAUGCUUUCUUAAACGCUGGGAAUUAUAGUGAACUUAUCACUGAGGCUUGUGUCUUUGGAACUGUGUUUAGGAGAGAUCAAAGACUCAUUCAGGAUGUGCAUGCCUUCAUAGAAAAUCUUGGAGAAAAAUGUGCAGCUAAYGUUGUUACAGAAAGUACAAAUAGAGAUGACCACUAUGUUCGUGUUUGUGCUGUUAAAUUUCUGUGCUCRUUGGAUGGAUCAAAUAUCCUGCACAAGAUGUUUAUGGAAGACAUUUUCAUCAAACUACUUGAUAAAGAUGAACUGGUAUCCAGAUCUAGAACACGCUACUACGCAAACUCUUUACAACAUAGAAUUAAAAACCGGGUAUGGCAGACACUCCUAGUUCUUCUCCCAAAACUUGACCAGAAUUUUUUGUGUGGAACUCUUGACAAAGUUUUUCAGGCUGGAUUCAGUACUAAUCAGUCAUCUGUGAAGUACUUCAUAGAGUGGAUUGUUAUUUUGAGUCUACAUAAAUACCCCCAAUUCCUUGAUAAAUUCUGGGAUUGCUUCUGCUAUGAUGAAGAAAAGCUUAAAACAAGCAUCUGCACAUUUUUAUCAGUGUUGGCCCACUUUGACAUCAUUCUUCAGAAUACCUCAGAGAAGAAGCCAGCUUUGAAGAAAGCCCUCAUCGUUGUUCUGCAGUGGUGUUUUAGCCAUAAUUUCAGUGUUCGACUUUAUGCAUUAGUUGCCCUUAAAAAAAUCUGGGCUAUGUGCAGAAUGCUGCAUGUGGAAGAAUUUGAAGCUCUGACACCAGUUAUUGAAUCUAGCCUUCAACAAGUGGAAAACAUGCAUGGCACAGGGAAUGCCAGAAGGAACUGGCAACGAAUCCAAGAUCACUUCUUCUUUGCAACAUUUCAUCCAGUUGAGGAUUAUAGUCUAGAGACGAUAUUUUACACUCUGCCUCGCCUUUCGGAACUUGCUGAAGAUGARUGGAUCUCCCUCUCUAAAUUUGACAGAUUCACUGACAUUCCUUUGCCACCAGCAUUUCAGUGGUAUCGUUCCCAAACAGAACUUUGUGAUCUGAAACCAAGUGACUGGUCUCAGCAGGACAUGGGUUCACAUUCAGCUGAAGYAGACAGCCAGACAGAAUGGACUGAUGUUCAGAAAAAAAUUAUACCUUGGAAAAACAGUACUCCUAGUUUAGACUUGGAAAUGGCAUUUCAGGAUCGUGCUGUGAAACUUGGCAAAUCAAACAGCAGACUGAUUGUGGUGGCUUCACUUAUUGAUAAACCUACCAAUUUAGGAGGUUUAUGUCGUACAAGUGAAAUAUUUGGAGCAUCUGCACUGGUUGUUGGCAGUCUUCAUUAUAUACAGGAUAAGCAGUUUCAGCAUCUGAGUGUUUCUGCAGAGCAGUGGCUCCCCCUUGUUGAGGUGAAACCAUCUCAGCUUGUUGAUUAUCUGCAGCAGAAAAAAACAGAAGGCUACACUAUUAUUGGUGUAGAGCAGACAGCUAAAAGUUUUGAUCUUACAGAAUAUUGCUUCCCAGAGAAAUCACUAUUAUUGCUGGGAAAUGAACAUGAAGGAAUCCCAGCCAACCUGAUUCACCACCUGGAUGUCUGUGUGGAGAUUCCUCAGCAGGGCAUUAUUCGGUCACUCAAUGUUCACGUGAGCGGAGCUCUGUUGAUCUGGGAGUACACAAGGCAGCAAGUGAUCAAGCAAAAACACCAAUAACUGCCCAGAGUCUCGUGCCUUUACUGCACACUGGAUGGCUUCCUACGGUGCUACAGCCUGAAAUUCUGAACAGAUGAGAUACAAAACUCAGGGCAAAUGAGGAUUCUUAACUUUUGCAUGUUCUAUUCUCUGUAGUGUGACUUUGAAAUGCCUUAAUACUUUACCUCCUCAAAUUGUUGCAUUGGAAAUAAAUACUAUUUAU